AUGGCGACGCUGACGGCCGAGUUUCGGCAAGCCUCGCGCGGCUUCUUCAUCCUCACCAACUCGCGCGCCCUACCCCCGCUCGCCGCCGAGAAGCUCAUCCGCGAGAUCUGCGAGAACGUCGCGCAGGCCGCAACCGCCACAGGUCAGUCCGUCGACAUCGUCCUCCGCGGCGACAGCACGCUGCGCGGCCACUUCCCGCUGGAGGCGGACGUCGCCGAGUCCGUGUUCGGCCCCACCGACGCCUGGGUGCUGGCCCCGUUCUUCUUCCAGGGCGGCCGCUACACCAUCGCCGACGUGCACUACGUCGCCGAGGCCGACGCCCUCGUCCCCGCCGGCGCUACCCAGUUCGCCCGCGAUGCUACCUUCGGCUACCGCAGCUCCAACCUCCGCGACUACGUGCAGGAGAAAGCGCCCGGGCGGUUCGCUGCGGGGCAGCUGCAUUCCGUGUCGAUCGAGGACAUCCGCGCAGGCGGGCCGCGCGCGGUCUACGAGCGGCUGAAGAGCGUGCCGAAAGGCAGCGUGGUCAUCGUCAACGCCGCCGCCGAGUCCGACAUGCACGUCUUUGUGGCUGGCCUGCUGCUCGCCGAAGCCGAGGGGAAACGCUUCCUGUACCGCACCGGCGCUGCCUUCGUCUCGACCCGUCUCGGGGUCCGCGCGAAGCCCCCCAUCUCCGCCGCGGAGCUGCAACUGCCCCGACCCCGGACUACGGGCGGGUUGAUCAUCGCCGGCUCGUACGUGCCCAAGACGACGGCGCAGCUGAAGGUGCUGACGGAUCGGCGCGGCGGCGCGGGCGCGCUGGCCAUCAUCGAGAUGGACGUCGAGAGGCUGAUUGCGUCGCCCGAGAGCGCGGAGCAGGUUGUCCGGCAGGUGGUGCAGGAGACGGAGGCGCAUCUCCAGGCCGGCCAGGACACGCUGGUCAUGACGAGUCGAAAGCUCAUCACGGGCGACAAUGAGCUGUCGUCGUUGGCGAUUGGGACAAGUGUGGCUCAGGCGCUGGUGCAGGUCCUCCAGCGUAUCCAGGUGCAGCCGCGAUACAUCAUUGCCAAGGGCGGCAUUACCUCGUCGGAUGCGGCGACGAAGGGCCUGAAUGUGAAACGCGCGUGGAUCGUGGGACAGGCGGCGCCGGGCGUGCCGCUGUGGCGAUGCGAUGAGCCUACCUCGCGGCAUCGCGGAGUGCCCUUUGUCGUGUUUCCUGGGAAUGUUGGCGGAGAAGCGACUUUGUUCAAGACAACGACUUCGGGAUACGAAUUCCUGAUUCCAGCCAUCCACCUCGAGGUCAUCUCGCCAGCGACGUCUAUCCCGCGGGCUUCAACCGACUCCCCUCUACCUACACCUGAGAGAGAUGGACGUCCCCAAGAUACGGUGGAGAGCAACGCUCCAGCAGAAGGGCAACCGGUCUUUACGCACGCCCAACUGCGGGCGACGACGAAGACGCGGCAGAUAGCAAUCACUGCGUUGAUCAUCCUGUCGAAUCUGAUUCAGAACAUCCAGAUGACAGUCAAUUUCGCCGGAGUCGCCGGCGGCAGACAACUAGGCGAAGCCCUACACGUCAAAGAGACCCUCACGCAAGGCACAUUCGUGCUCAUGAGCGGCCGCGUCGGCGACGUCUACGGCCACCGGAAAAUCCUCCUAUGCGGCGGCGCAUGGCUGACGGCGUGCACGCUGGCCAGCGCCUUCUGCACGGACUUCUACGCCUUUGUCUCGAUGCGCGCGCUGUCCGGCGUCGGCGGGGCCUGCAUCAUGCCCAACGCGGUCGCCAUGAUCGCGACUACGAAUCCGCCGGGGCGCGUGCGCAACCUCAGUCUGGGGUUGUUUGGGGCGUCGGCGCCGCUGGGCGGGUAUCUGGGGGCGCUGUUUCUGGGCGCGUUUCUCGAGCGGACGGACUGGAAGUGGUUCUUUGUUUUUAUUGCUGGGCUUGGUGCGGUCACGUUUGUCGUUCUCUGGGUGCUCAGUCCGCGAGAGCCGGCUGUCGAUAGACACGGCAAGAUUGACUGGGUUGGAUCGGCGCUGGGGACGGGCGCGUUGAUCCUGUUCAAUUUCGUCUGGAACCAGGCACCGAGCGUGGGCUGGUCGACCCCGUACGAGAUCGCCCUCCUGAUCAUCUCAAUCGUCCUCUUCGCGCUGUUCAACGCAUGGGAAAAGUACGGCACCGCGCACCCGAUCAUGCCGCUGGACAUCUUCCGCGCGCCAUGCUUCCUCACGCUGCUGCUGGUCGUCCUGCUGAACUACAUGGCGGUCGGCACGCUGAUCUGGUACCAGGUGCUGUGGCUGCAGGACGUGUGGCGGUGGACGCCGCUGCAGUUCGCGGUGGGCUGGACGCCGUUCGUCGUGUGCGGCACGGCGGCGGCCUGCCUGGCGGCGUGGCUGAUUCCGCGGCUGGCAGCGCAGUGGAUUCUGGCCAUCGGCACCGUCACCAUCCUCGUGUCGACGGUGCUGAUGGCCACCGUGCCGCUGCGCCAGUCGUACUGGGCCCAGAUCUUCCCGUCCGUCGUGCUGUUUGCCUUCUGCCCGGACCUCGUCUACACGGCUGGUCAGAUCAUCGCCAGCAACUCCGUGCGCCGCCACCAGCAGGGCAUCGCCGGGUCGAUCAUUGGUACACUGAAUCUGUAUGGGAACAGCCUGGGGCUGGGGUUUGCGUCGACUAUCGAGGUGCAGAUUGCGCGUGCGUACGACAGCCCGGUGCUAGGGUACCGCGCGGCGCUCUAUUUUGGCGUGGGCAUCAGCGUUGUCGCGCUGCUGCUGGAUGUCUUCUUUGUACGGUUGGUCAAGGACGAGCGCGAGGGCUGGGAAGAGGACGUCGACCUGGUGGAUGUGAGCGAUCGUGCAGCGGCGACGGGAGCUCAACUGCCCAGCCAGGGAGUAGCCUGA
This is a messenger RNA of Aspergillus terreus NIH2624, 2868 nucleotides long. RefSeq lists its product as uncharacterized. Gene Ontology annotation, biological process: transmembrane transport. The record is from RefSeq and is a predicted model, not a curated record. Gene Ontology annotation, molecular function: transmembrane transporter activity. Gene Ontology annotation, cellular component: membrane. Lineage: Eukaryota; Fungi; Ascomycota; Eurotiomycetes; Eurotiales; Aspergillaceae. Bases 1 to 2868 code for a protein of 955 amino acids. The transcript has 8 exons.